This is a messenger RNA of Lecanosticta acicola, 910 nucleotides long. The record is from the annotation of a GenBank genome assembly. NCBI's taxonomy places the organism in Eukaryota, Fungi, Ascomycota, Dothideomycetes, Mycosphaerellales, Mycosphaerellaceae.
AUGUCUUCCUCCACGGCCUCCUACUACGCCCAACCAAUCCGCCUGCCGGCAAAGCGGCGGUCGUGUACCCUCACGGCCGUCAUAGGCCUGGAGCAGCCGAAAGCCCGCCUGAACAAAGAGCACUUUAUCUAUGAAGUCUCCUUCGCCACCGACUCGCGCUAUAGCGCCUGCAAAGCGUUCGUGAGGGUGCCCACUUCACUGGCCACAGAGUAAGCUUCCUCCCAGCAAUAUUCAGAUUUUACUGAUACAUUCGGACGGGACGGUUUCCCACCAUGCUUCCGCAAUAUGCUCCCAGCAGAGCUGACGAUGACACAGCAGUAUUCGAAAUGACUGGGAUGCCGUGGCAUCAGACCCAAAUCCUCGCCUCCAGCUGCAGCAGGAUAGCGACGAUCGCGCCGUCGCGACGUUUCGAAACCUGCUGGCCUGCGUGCCAAAUCCUCACGCCAACCAAUCGGCCGAUGCGGUUCUCUUCUUCAGGGCAAUGGCCGUCGACUUCCCAGACCGCCCAGCGCGAGCAAUUCUCCACGGAGAAAUGGCCUUUCCGCCAAGCAUGGACGACCUCCUCACCGACUACGUCGAAUUGGCUACGGCCCUGCGAUCCACCGAGCCCGCAAACGACCAGGACGAUGAACCAGAACGCAGAACCGUCGUUUUCACCAGAGCGCCUCAGAAGGGCAGAGAAGCAGAAGUGGAAGUCUGGUCUCCUGAUGGCAGACACGACUGGCGGGGCGCAUGCAAGGUCGUCGAUGUGCAGAGAGACACAGACGAUUAUGGAGAUAUCAAAGAAGUCACGAUUUACUCUGCUGUUCCUGAGGCUGCAGUCGAGCUAUUACUGCAGGGAACUUUGCGUGGUGAGUCGAAGCAGGGCAGAUUCGAGGAGAUUGGCGACGAAGAUCCUACGAGACGGUAA